AUGGACAUUGCCACAGCUCGACUGGUGCUCGCAGAAGAGCCCAGAUACAACUUCAGGGGCUGGAUAAAUACAUCAGCAAACCUGGCCAAACUCAGGGACAUGAACGGGUCGGCUGCGAGACAGCGGCGUGUGAUUGAGCACUGUCGGCGAAAUGUCGAGUAUGAGCUUGAACGACUUUGCAGGCAGCAUGCUCCGCGGGCGAUUAAUGAGCUGAACAAUGUCCAGGUGGAGGCCAAUGGUGUUCGACCGGACCGUUCCAUCCCGGUGAUUGAUUCGCCGAAAGAUGAUGAUACUGGUGCUGAUCGCGCAGUGUUGGAAACGAGGUGGCAGGAAGCCAAGCAAGAAUUCGUAGAGGCCGAAGGUCGUUUCCAUACAUAUUACGUGGCCGAUACCCGCAUCGGACUCUACAAAGAGUACUUUGACGACUUUGCAAACGGUCUAGGCAGAACGCCUGGCCAGACUGACAUUUUGGAAUGGCAUAACGAAUUUUUCGAGACCGCUUUUCUUGCGUCGGCGUAUUUCACCGAGGUGGAGAACAAAUUUCAGCAGGCGCGGGAUGCGGCUAUGGCAGCGGGCUGCGCACCAACAACGUCCUCGAGGGAGGAUAUCGGCGUGUUCCCCAGCCAUCCAGAUGAUGGCGCGACUGGCAGCGAAGGUGUCGAUGGAAGAGAAAGGCGCAGGCUAAAAGCAGAAGACAGCACGGUUAAGGUGCAGCAGUGGCGCCAAAAUAUCACGACAAACACUCAUUGCUGGGACCAGCCGCCAAGCCCGCCACCGGUGCGCAUCGAGUGGUCAGAAGGCUCUGCCUUGGACAGAAGUAGAUAUGCGCCUUCCGGGAGAGUUCCGUCUGGGAGCCGAAGGAGAGACGAUAUCCGCAAAUAUCAACUAUCCUGCGGAAAGCUGAGACGUUCGCUCGCGAUCAACUCGAAACAAGCAGCGGCAUAG
Molecule: messenger RNA, 945 nt
Organism: Fulvia fulva
Lineage: Eukaryota; Fungi; Ascomycota; Dothideomycetes; Mycosphaerellales; Mycosphaerellaceae
Exons: 3
Coding region: 1-945 (314 amino acids)
Source: RefSeq, a predicted model, not a curated record